CGGCUCUGUCCUCAUUCCUCAUGUAUGUGAGGCACGCUGGUGUGAAUAUCUGAAAACUAGGAGUUCGAGCAAGAGACGGAAAGGAGAAAAAAUCGAAGCUCCCUCGUUACAGCACAUCCCAAACACGACUUUCAUCGAAAAGCCUGAUAUCGCAACUGUUGAAGAGUCAUGUGGACCGUUCCAGAAUUAUCAGAAAUUCAACAGACGUUGCGAAAUGCUUCGUCCCCCAUCGGCAUGCGAAUGAGGGCAGCGUACUACGCAAAGCAGCUUUUCGUUGACCUCCAAAAAGAGGAAAAGGGGGAAGAAAACGAUGGCGGCAUUAAAGACGACAGCAACCAAGCCGAAAGAKCACGAAAAAUGAACGACAUUGUCACCGUGUUGUGCGACCAAGUCUUUGUGGAGGAACACGGUAGCUUGCUCCGCCACGAGUUUGCGUACGUGCUGGGACAGAUGAAAACCGAGGACGCUUGCACCGCUCUCGAAAACUUGCUAUCAAGAGAAGGCGACUGCGUGAUGGUUCGACACGAAGCGGCGGAAGCCUUGGGUGCAAUUGCGUCGCCGCAAUCAAGAGCCGUGUUAGAAUCCACCCGAAUCAAAUACCAAGGGGUCCUAGACGAAUUAUCCGACACAUGCCUAUUGGCUUUAAAUCGAAUUGAUCACGAAAUCAGAAAGAAAAGUGGCGACGGCAACAACGACAAUUCCCCUGUCGUGGGAUGCGCCUGUAUGUUAGCCCCCUUCAAUUCGGUCGAUCCAGUGGAGGUCGAUCCUGCCCACGUUUCUUUGUCGACAGAAGAGUUGGGUGAAAUUCUUCUCAACACGAAUGGCCGUACCUCGGAUGAAACAAGUGAAAAAUCCACGAGAGGGAGAGGAGACUUGAUCGAGCGAUACAGAGCAAUGUUUUCGUUGCGAAAUCGAGGCGGAGAAGAAUGCGUCAAACAGCUUUGCCGUGCAUUGGUCGAAGAUACUUCUUCUCCGUUGCUCAGACACGAAGUAGCCUUUGUCUUGGGGCAGCUUCAGCAUCCAUCGAGUAUAUCUGCUCUUGAAGAGUCUUUGUCAAGAUUAGAUGAACACGCGAUGGUGCGACACGAAUCGGCGGAAGCAUUAGGUGCUAUCGAAGGAACUUUUGAAGAUUGGCAGCGAAUCGAAUCCAUGCUGACCCGUUACCAAAAGGACUUUGAUCCGGCAGUUGCAGAAUCGUGCAUCGUUGCACUGGAUGCUGCUGAUUACUGGGRUCAUGACAAAACUGACCCCAAUUCCGAACAUGCAUCGAACGAAGACGAUAKGGAACAGCUAGACCUACAAGAAACAUCAACAGCAAAAGCCAUGGGGGGAGCAUUCGGAAAACAAAAACACGAUUCAACAUUAGUGGAAAGCUGUGAGAUACGGAAGCAAAUAUUGUCUCAACAYUUCAACGUUGUACAAACAGCAUAAAUUUUAUAAUUGAAAAUUAAGGUUGACUCGUAUC
Molecule: messenger RNA, 1465 nt
Organism: Pseudo-nitzschia multistriata
Lineage: Eukaryota; Bacillariophyta; Bacillariophyceae; Bacillariales; Bacillariaceae
Source: the annotation of a GenBank genome assembly